This is a messenger RNA of Anguilla rostrata (American eel), 6806 nucleotides long. Its product is annotated as maestro heat-like repeat-containing protein family member 1. The record is from RefSeq and is a predicted model, not a curated record. Gene Ontology annotation, cellular component: cytoplasm. The coding region runs from base 322 to 5268 and encodes 1648 amino acids. Gene Ontology annotation, molecular function: protein binding. The transcript has 43 exons. NCBI's taxonomy places the organism in Eukaryota, Metazoa, Chordata, Actinopteri, Anguilliformes, Anguillidae.
UAUUUCAAUACGCAUGGUAAGGCGGCGUUGACACGCCUACCCUGAGUAUGAGUUGUUGACUCGAAGCGCGCGAUCCAGCGUUUGUAUCGAUUUAACAGCUUCCUCAGCUUCACCACAUGGCUCCUGCCAGGGAUAUGACACAAUAAUUUUAAAAACGUGCGAAAUACACAUUACCUUUAAUUUAAGUUGGGUCAACUCUUCUGCAUGAUUUGGGUUAAAUGCAAUUCAGAAAAACGUCGGCAAAGACUUGAAGACUGAGUUUCUGACUCCAAGGUCACCAGAUGUAUUCCUGAACAUCCACUUCAGGCCUCUACAGGAACCAUGGAAGAGUCGGAUGUAGCACGGGCUUCUCUGGCUCUGAUGGAUGCAGCCGAUGACAGCGACCCCGCAGUCCUUGAACAGGUCAGGAAGUCGCUGCUGGCCUUGGGGAAGCGGAGGACUGCCAAGAUCCUGUCCAUGUGCCAGGAUUACCUCAUACAGCAUUCCAAGCUUGAAGUUGGACAUCGAGUAGUUCUGCUGCAGACCAUUGAGCUGGUGGUAAAGAGUAAGAUUGGUGAGAUAAGCUAUCCUAAGAUCAAGAGUCUCAUUCAUCUGGCUUCAGAAGAAAUGACUAGAUCAAAGGAAAUAGUGCCGGACUGGCAGCAGGCAGCCAGCAAUAUUUUGGUUGCUGUAGGCGACAGAUACAUCAAGGACGUCAUGGAGGAGGUCCUCAGUAAAUUCCAGCCUGGGCAUCCCCCUCAUUUCUUUGUGGUGCAAACAUUAGCUAAUCUUUCUUACUCCAAUGUGUAUGGCACAGUGCCUUUCCUGGGAAGCAUCCUGACGGCCAUGCUGCCCAUGCUGGGCAUGACGAGGCAGGACAACAUGAAGUGGGUGUUUUCGUCCGCCCUGCACCACUUCAGUGAGAGCAUUGUGGACUACCUCGCCAAUAUGGACAAGGCUCCAGACCCUGCAGUGAGGAAGGAUGCCUACUCCGCUGAGAUCUAUGCUGCCUGUGACAUCCUCUUCUGCAACUGGCUGCAGAGCAAAGAGACCAAGCUGAAGCUGACUGUCACUAGUGCCCUGGGGUCCAUGAGUCUACUGUUGGCUCAAGAUAAGUUGGAGGAGCUGCUUCCCAAGCUGAUUCCCGCAGUCCUUUCUCUCUACAAGAAGAACUCAGAGCAUUACAUCAUCAGCAAGAGCCUGUGUCAGAUUCUGGAAGCUUCCAUGAGGACUGACAGCCGGUUUCUGGAGACUCAGAUUGAUGGCAUCAUGUUCACACUGUAUCACCAGGUGUGCAUGUCUGUGGACUGUAGGAACCCAUCAACUCUUAAGAACCUCAAUGAGGUCUUGAGAUGCUUCACGUUUCUGGCCAACACUUUCUCAGAGCGCGUGAUACCAUUCGUCAUUCAGAAGCUGGAGGUCAGCAGUGAGCGCAACCGUCUCGGAACCCUAGCGGUGCUGAAGCACCUCAUCAACACUUCCAGUUCUGUCAUGGAAUCCAAGAAGCUUCUUAUUCUCAACAGUGUACGGCAGCCGAUGCUCGAUCGUAGCAACAAGGUGAAGAAGAUGUUUGUUCAGGUAGUCAGCGCCAUGGCUCAUCAUGGAUACCUGGAACUGGAGGGAGGGGAUCUACUGGUGAGGUUCAUCAUCCUGCACUGUGCUCUCCCUGACACCUCCCAGCAUGGGUGUCGGCCCCCUGACCAGGAGGAUGUGACCAAUGAGGUGCUGCGCAACAUGUGCGCGAACAUGCUGCACCUCUUCACCACCACCGUAGACCGCCUGACUGACGUUCUUUGGCCUUCUCUGUUCUGCUAUCUGACCCAGGCUCAGUACACCGACGCCUCCACUCCUCUGUGCAGGAGCCUGAUCCUGCUCGCCGACAAGAAGAAAGCUGUCCUGGAACCCGGCUCCAUCGUCGACUUCAGUGCUCAAGAUAAUCUUCCCAGUCCCUAUGUGGUCAUGGUGAGGCUGCUGGUCAACGCCUCCUUCCCGUUCCGCUGCCAGGGUCGAGGCGCCCCCUCGUUGGCUCUGAUGAGGGUCCUCAGCUCCAGCAUCCACCCCAAACUCGAGUGUGUGUGGCAGGCUGAGAUCCCCCCUCUCCUGCACUGCCUGGAAGAGUCGACAGAGGAAACGCUGGACAGGAGGAGGUGGGAGGGAAGGCUGCUCGAGCUCUUGUCCAAGACUCUGGUGGCCAUUUCCUAUGACAAGUGGAUCUGUCAGCUGGCUACCGAGGCAACCCGUUACCUUCCCACCUACAACAGCUACCAGGAGGAGAAGAGUUUUCUGUACAAGUGCAUCGGCGUGACUCUGCAGCACUGCAACAACAAGGAGGCGGUGAGGAGGCAGCUCCAGGAGCUCCUGGGGAGCGUGCGUCACCACAGCGCCGUCGAGAGAGAGGGAGCAGCGGUGGGAGUCGGCCUUUGCGCCAGCAGUCAUCUCGACGACACUUUGGCGAAGCUGGAAGACUUCAGGAAAUCCGACAUCUUCAAGAAAGCCUCAGGAAUAUUUGGGCUGCUUAAAGACAGGGGUGAUGCGGACCUUGAGAAGGCCAAGAGCACGCUGAUCCUGUGCUACGGGUACGUUGCCCUGCUCGCCCCCGAGGACCAAAUCCUGUGCAGGAUCGACUCGGAGGUCUUGUGGAACAUCGGCAGGCUUUUCAACACCAAGGUACUGGGAGUGAAAGUUGAGACAAAGGACCUGACCAUGAAACUGAGUCUGAUCCAGAGUGUAGGUCUUAUUGCGCAGGCCGUCAGUGCCUGUGUGCGCCGGCAGGGCUACCUGUUCUCCCGUAAGCAGGAGCUGAUGGGCGUAAUCAUGGACUUUGUUAAGGCUGAGCCAUUGGAUGUCUUGAGGAAUCCAGUUCGUCAUAUAGCCAUGACUACGUGCGCUAACCUGUUCAACCUGGAGCCGGCGCUGACGGAGAAGGAGAAGUCUGACAUGCUGCGCACCUGUCUAAACAGCACCUUCGGCCUGCCCCCGACGGAGCCGCCCGACCGGGGCAAGGACGGCCAGGCUCUCGAUCCACGCAAGAGGGAGGCCCUGUACACAGACACAUUCAGCGCUCUUCAGAGUCUUCUUAAAACUGUUCUCAUGCAAGACCUGAACCCAGACGGACUUCAGCGUAUAUUUAAGCACCUCAAGGUUUGGCUGUGUUCUGAGAUGAGUCAUGAGCGAGAGAGGGCCAUGAGGACCGCAGCGGAGAUGCUGGCUUUCUACCUGAACCAUCUCAACAUCAAAAAGAUGGGGGCGUUCCAUAACCUCGGGGCUCUGCUGGGGGAGCUUAUCCCCCGGUGCACGGACCCCAGCCCCCCCGUCAGGCUGGCAGCCAUGGACUGCAUCCAGGCUCUGCUGUACGUACAGCUGGGAUAUGAAGGGUUUGACUUGGACCACAAAGACGAGGCCGUGGAUAAGCUUGGGACGCUGUCUGAGAAGCUGACCAGCUCCGACAUGACAGUUUUAUACAGGACCUGCUCUGAGCUGACAAAGAUUAUCAGCAGGCAUGUCCCUCAGCAGCAGCUUCCCGCUCUUGUCUUCACGCUGUUGGACGGACUGGCGGACCCCCAGACCAACUGCGCGUGCUCCUCCAGCAUGGUGCUCCACGUGCUUCUGAAAAGCCGGGGGGCCAGCCUGCAAGACCAGGUCCCCGAGGUGCUGGAGGCGAUGCGCGUUCGGUCGCCCGCGGUCUCGGAAGAGCAGGUGAGGACCGUGGUGGCCCAAACCCUCCUCGUCCUGGCCGCCCAGCACCUGCAGACUGUCGUCAACGUCCUCAUUUCCUUCCCCCUACCCUUCGACAGCUGGUGCUGUGAGAUCUGGUUUUCUCUUGGAGCUGAGGGCACUCUGACCUUCCAGAUCAUGGAAAUGAUCCUGGAAAAGCUGAACGUCAUGGUGCCCUUCGUGGACAAGAAGGACUCUGUAGUCCGGCCCAGCACAGUCAGAGUGGCCACCGGCCCGCCACUAGCAAUGACCUGUGCCCUGCAUGAGAUGAUGCUGAACGGGCGGAGCCAGGAGGCCGUGGCGGGCCUCUUCCCCCGGCUCUUUGGGGCGCUGGUAGUGCGUUUGGGCUCCAGCGUCGGGGUCCUGCCCCCGAGGGACGCGCAGAGCGCCAGCGCGGCCCCGGAGAGGAGCGCGCCCGCCCAACCGCCGGCCACCAUCGACGUGUGCGGGGUGGCGGUGGAGGCCUUGCGUGUUCUUUUGGUCCGUGCUCAGCUGGAGAAAAUGCUCAGGGCCCUGAAGCUGGUCGGAGCCUGGGAGAAGAUCAGAGACCUGCAGCAGCACACAGAGGGGGUCACCCUGCUGGCCAGGCACAUGGCAAAGCAUGCGGGACAGCACCUCCCAGCCAUUGUGGACAAUCUGCAUCCUAACCUCAGCAACAUCUACGAAUGCCAGCGCAUCACAGUGACGGCUUUCUUCUCUGAGCUGCUGAACCACCGUGGGGUGACGGAGCUGCAGCUGAUGGAGGCCCUCAUGGGCCACAUGACGGAGCGGCUGGCGGACCCCUGCUGCGCCGUGCGCGUGCUAGCCAUGCGGGGGCUGGGGAACAUCGCCACGGGGUCCCCCGAAAAGGUGAACAUGUACGCGAAGCAGCUUCUGGCUGCCAUGAGCUCUGGGUUGGAGGACAAGGAUGACCCCAGCAGGCACAUUGCCCUGGAGGCCAUGUCUGGCCUCUCCAAGGUCCUGCUCUGCCUGGACCAAAAAAACGUGCAGAUCCUGGUGGUCUACAUCUUCAUGAAGAUCAAGCCUUUCCUGGAGAAUGAGAACGAGAGGGUCCGAUGUUCUUCCAUGCUGCUCCUGGGAACUCUGUCCAAGUUUGCGUGCGGAGAGCCUGUCUUCAGAGACCAGAUCCACAAUGUGCUGGUCAGCCUGCUGCUGCACCUGAGCGACCCCAGUCCACAGGUGGUCAAGGCGUCUAAGUUUGCCAUGCGGGUCUGCGCACCGGUGCUGGGCUCGGAGAUCGUCACCGCUAUGUUCCAGAACCAUCUACACGACGACCGAGGUUUGCACCAUGGUGAAUUCAUCAACGACCUCACCAAAUACAUUAUCCAAGACUUCCCCAGCAUGCUGAACUUCUAUCACAUUUCCAUCGUCCAGUUUUUCGAGAGCCCCUGGCCCGAAGUCCGAGCGAGCGCGGCCAUGUUUAUCGGGUUUCUAUUGGUCAAUCUCCCAGAAGAGCACCUCUCAGACAUGAACAUGGGCAGUGUAAUAAAGGGUUUAGUCCAUCUGCUCCAGGAUCCAGACCCUUUGGUCCGUGCGAAAGCGGCAGAGGCCAUGGGGCACUUCCAUCACUUCUGAUCUGAGCCAGGAGCCCAGGCCCAUCAAAAAAAGCCCAGCUCACUGAAGAUGUUCCGUCAUUUCUUUAAAGUCUGUCUCGUGCUCGGGUCGUCCCUGGAGUGCUCUCUUUAGGUCUGAAGCCCGCAUCCUCUGCCCAGCCCCUCCGAGCUGUGUGUGAAACGAUGGCGUUGGUUUUGGAAGCAGGGCGUAAAUACGUGACAAAGGAGACGGUUUUCGUGUCGGCCUGUCGGGGGUUGGGCGGCGCGCUCAGAUAGCAUCACCUUUCCCCUUGCAUUGUCUCGCACGCUGCGUUUGAGUACCAGCGCGAUGUCAGUCCUGCCCUUACCACCCCAGCCUGUGUCAUAAACACCGCGACACGAGCGGCGACUGCUGAUUCUGGAAGGCUAAAGGCAUUUUUUUUUUCUCAACUCCAGAGGCUGUGAAAAUGAGGUGUUGGGGAGAAACAAUUAAAGCAAGUUUGGGAAAGGGUUUGAAUUCAGAGACAGUGCAUUCUUUUUUUUUUUCUUUUUAGUGGUGGGGAGAACAUUGGACACUGCCAGUUUCUAGGUAUUAGUAGGAUAUGUUACAAAAACUGUAUUAAAUGCCUUGAUUAAAAUCUUCAGCCCAAACAGGUUGGUCUUUGAGCAGAAAAAAUAUCAGUGUUACAGUGCAGUUUUGGGUCUGUACUGUGUCUCAUUAGAUUUGAAAUUAAAAUUUGAAUAUGAGGUUAAAGUGCAUACAUAGUUCACCCACCCUGAAAUUGGGCAACUAUUUAAAAGGGCUGUAGUUCCUACAAGGUUCACUCAAUAUGUAUAUCAAAACCCUCAAAUUUAUGUUGAGAGUGCUCUUUGAUCUCAUAUUCACUGUUUCAUUUCUAAUCCACUGUACUGGAGUACAGAGACAGAACAACAAAACGUGUGUCACUGUCCAAAUACUUUGAGACUGCACUGUAUGUAAUGAGAAGGAUAAACUGUUGUAGACAGUCUUAAUGGUACAUGUUCAGUCGACUCCUGAAAGAAUCAGGACAAGACAAAGCAAUAAUAAGAAUGUCAUUUUAUCGACCUGUGUUCUAUUUCAAGCUUUGACUCAACAAUCACCAUAAAGAGGUUUAUUGUCUCACCAUCUGGUGAGGUUUAUUGUCUGCAUGAAGUUCCAUUCUUCCUAUUAUGACAGUUAUUCAGAGGGUUAAGUGAGGAUUCAACUCUCUGACCUGCAGUUAUUAUUAUCUAAAUUAGUUUGCCACUAUUUGGUUCCUGAAAGUUAAAUAAUUACCUUUGAUGGAUAUUUACUGGUUCAUUGAGCUAAUAAUUAAUCUUAACAAUGUUCAGAAUGAUUUGGGUUAAAUAGGCUUUUUAACCCUUUCAUUUUGGGAUAUUUUUUUUCUUUCAAAAUUCAAAGUCAGUGUUUGCUUUCGAUUACGAGUAUUGAUCGUUACAUCAGCAUUAGAAUGUUCAGUUAAGAACAUUCUAAUCACACAUUUGUGAUCUUACACCUUAAAUGUAUUGUUACAUGUAUUGUAUUUUCUUGUCUGUUUUUGAUGAUAAACAGGUUCUUAUAAA